Phoenix dactylifera (date palm) is the source of this 889-nucleotide messenger RNA. RefSeq names its product auxin-responsive protein IAA33-like. Gene Ontology annotation, cellular component: nucleus. Gene Ontology annotation, biological process: regulation of DNA-templated transcription. Lineage: Eukaryota; Viridiplantae; Streptophyta; Magnoliopsida; Arecales; Arecaceae. The record is from RefSeq and is a predicted model, not a curated record.
AAAACUCCUCCCCUCUCUCCUUAGAAGCAUCAACCCCAACCCUCACCCUAAGCCUGAUUUUGCUGUCCAUCAACGGACGGUUGUGAGAUACUACCAAACGCUACUUCGCAUUCACAUCUCUUCGUUCCAAGAGAAUUUCUCAGGCCGGUGAAGACCAUGAACAGGCUCGACUCCUACCGAGAAGCUUCGAAGAGGCCGUGGGACGAGAAGGGCAGCCUCUAUUUGAGCACCGGCGCCCCUUUCUACCCUCGAAUCACCAGCGAUGCUGGCGGUGCAAGUACUGCAAUGCGUGCGCUGCCUCCUCCGGCGCCUAUCAACCCCCGAAAACUCCUCAGGCUGUCGGCCCUCGACGAUGACGUAGCUUCCACCGUCGUCCCUUCGGUUACGGUCGUCCUCGAGGGCCGCUCCAUCUGCCACCGCAUCCAUCUCCACAAGCACAGCAGCUACAAGAGCUUGGCAAUGGCACUACGCCGUAUGUUUGUCGAUGUGGACGACGAUGAAGGCCUCGGUGGGAAUGCACCCGAUGGGCUCGAUCUCUCCAACGCCGUGCCGGGCUACAUGGUUGCCUAUGAAGACAUGGAAGAUGACCUCCUCCUCGCCGGUGAUCUUAACUGGAAGGAUUUUGUCCGUGUGACUAAGAGAAUUCGGAUAAUACCAGCGAAGGCGAGCCGCCGGAAGCACUGCAAAGGGCCAUGAGUGUGAUGGAGAUGCAACUGGCGCCACCAUUGCACUCUGUGAAGUUUGUAUUUUUAUUAUUUUAUGAAUUUUAUUCCUCAUUAAGCGAGGCUGUAACUAGUUCUCUUUGGAGGUUGUUUUCGUGGGAAUAUAUGAUCUGACAUGAUAUAAUAUGAACGAAGGUUUCCUUGGAAUAGGAUUGCAACAUUGGAGA